CAUCCUAUAGACGUCGUAAGCAACACAGAUAGUGAAACUUUCCGUGCCAUCGGAGGAUUUGACACAUCGGUAUAUAAGGUUAUCUGGUACCCGUCGAAAAGACCGCUAGGCUAACUGCAUCUCGCGAGGAGGGGGGGAGACAUAAAGAAAAAAAAAAGCCGUGGAACCAGUUGAGCUACACCUGCGGGGAGAGAGAGGCGCACCUUGCCCCCUCCUCUCAUCUUACUUGCCGCCAUUGAGGAUAGCGUCGUGGAAGACUUGAAGCAUGUGGCCACGUCUCCACCCGUGAAACCAUGGUUUGGGGAAUAUUAUCGAUCUUGUUCCUGAUCCUGGGGACGGCGAGGACGCAACAACAGGGUGGCCAGCUGAGUUGCCAGGACGGCUGGUCCCAGGAUGGCGUGUACUGCUACAAGUUCUUCAGCAAACAGCACUCCUGGAAGAGGGCAGAGGACGUGUGCCGCAGGUACGGCAGCCAAUUAGCUUUAAUAUUAAAUUACAACCAAAACAACUUCACAAGAAGCCUCGCAGCUGCAGGACUCAAGGAUGUGCCUCAGAGUGCCUACUGGAUAGGCCUCACGUCCGUAGAUGACCUGUCGACAAAUACGCUCGAGUCUUCGAGUGGCUAUUUUAUACCAAAGUAUGUGGGCUACUGGGCCCUCGAGCAGCCAGAACCCAAGGAUGGCCAAUGUGUGCAGGCCAGGAUACGAGAACGCACGCAGGAGUGGGCUCUGGCUCCCUGCGAGCAGCUCCUGCCCUUCAUCUGCCAAGUACCUGCUUGUCCAGAAGGUUCUUUCCUGUGCAGCAAUGGCAAAUGCAUGAACAAAAAAUGGAUGUGCGACGGACAGGACGACUGCGGAGACGAGUCGGACGAGAUGAACUGCCCUGGAUCCUGCCACUUCUACAUGCAAAGCUCAGGAGAUUCGAUUCAGUCACCAAACUACCCCGGCAAGUACGACCCCAACCUGGAUUGCAAGUGGACAUUAGAAGGACCCCUAGGCACUGGAAUAGUACUCCAAUUUUCAGAGUUUGAGACAGAGGCCAAUUUCGACACUGUACAAGUUUUGUCCGGCGGACGGACGGAAGAGUCGAGCGUCUCUCUGGUGACCCUCUCUGGAAAGCAUGACCUCAACUCAAGGUCCUUCACGACCGCUUCCAACCUCAUGAUCAUCAAGUUCAGGACAGAUGCGUCGGCCGAGAAGAGAGGCUUCCGAGCCAGCUGGAAGACUGAGCCCAUCAAGUGCGGAGGAGAACUGUUUGCUCAGCCGAGCGCUCAGGUGCUCAACUCUCCCAUGUACCCCGAACCUUAUCCCGGUGGCCUGGAAUGUCUAUGGCUCAUCACCGCACCUCAAAGCAAGAUCAUCUCGUUAGAGAUUGUUGACCUGGACUUGGAGCCUGCCAAGGACUCCAUCCUGGUCCGCGACGGUGCCCUUCCUUCCGAUCCCAUGCUCAACGUUCUCACGGGACCUCUGGGAGACAACCCUCAGUUCAUCAUGUCAACGAGCAACCACCUCUACCUCUACUUCCGCACCAGCUUCGGAGACAGCCGCAGGGGCUUCUCCAUCAGGUUCCGAUCGGGGUGCGAAGUGGACAUCGCAUCCUCGUCGGGCAACAUCUCUUCUCCGGCUUUUGGCAUUGCGAAGUACCCUCCCAACCAGGUGUGCGCUUACCGCAUCACCAGGCCCGGCGGAGGAUCGGUGUCCCUCAAGUUCCACAAGUUUGCUGUUGCUGCGGAUGAUUUCGUUCAGAUCUACGACGGCCCAGACAUGCGUAGUGGAAUUCGCCUGCACCCAAACAAGGGUUACACGGGAACAAAUCGCCCUAGUCUGACGCUGACAGCGAGCAGCGGACACAUGUUUGUCCUCUUCAGCAGCAACCCGCUAAACACGGCGGCCGGUUGGUUGGCUCGCUUCAGCGCAGACUGUCCCUUGCUGAGUGUUGGAGACGGAGCGCUCGCUUCCAGCAGGGAGACCACCUUCGGUGCCAAGGUUACCUACACGUGCCCUGCAGGACAAGAGUUCAGCAAUGGAAUGACAAAGAUUGUCGCUGAAUGCAUGCCAGGAGGUCAGUGGAGUGUCAACUCCAUUCCCAGGUGCCAAGAACGCUACUGCGGACCGGUGCCACAGAUCAACAGCGGCUUUGCCGUGGGAGCCACAAACGUGACGUACCGAGGCCAGGCAACUUACCAGUGCUACGCUGGCUUCGCGUUCACGGGCGGGUAUCCCACCCAGAGUAUCCGCUGUAACGAGGAGGGCCAGUGGGUCAACCUGCCCACGUGCCUGGCGUCCUCCUGUCCACCUCUUCCGGAGGCUCCCCACACGGUGCAGACCAUCCUCAACGGAGGAGGCAAGAGCUACGGCACAGUCGUCCGCUUCGAGUGCGAGCCAGGUUACCACAGAACGGGAUACCCGGUUGUCGUCUGCAAGAGCGACGGACAGUGGUCCGAUCCUCCUCCCACCUGCAAGAGAGCCCAGUGCCUUGACCUGCCCACCAUAGAGAACGGAUAUGUGCUGGACUCGAGAAAGGUCUAUUUCUUUGGAGAUGAGGCAAAGGUUCAGUGCCAUCGAGGCUACAGGCUUGAGGGCAACUCGGUAAUAACAUGCGGGACAAACCACACAUUCUCUGCUGCCCCGACAUGCACCGAUAUCAAUGAGUGUUCUUCGUCGUCUGCGUGUGACUCCGCGUCGACCGUUUGUACCAACACACCUGGUGGCUUCUUCUGCAAGUGCAAGAAGGGCUUUGAACCAAACCUUGACUGCAGACCUGUCGGAGACCUCGGCUUAAGCAAUGGAGCUAUUCCGGACACCAACAUCAAAGUUUCUGGCACCGAGGGUGGAUACCACAAGAAUAACGUCCGCCUGGAUGGGCCACGUGGCUGGUGCGGAAAUGUUCCACUGUCGGGAGAGAACUGGGUCCAGCUGGACCUGAGCGCUCCGACCGUCGUGCGCGGUUUCCGCACCCAGACUGUGACACGCGAAGAUGGAUCACAGGCAUUCCCCUUGAGUGUGCGCAUCCAAUACACGGACGACCUCACCGACAUCUUCAGAGAUUUCUCGGAUCCAACGGGACGGGCCCUCGAGUUUAGACUGACGCCCAAUGGAGGAUCAGGCCUGGCUGUGGUGAAUCUUCCACUUCCUUUCGAAGCUCGCUACGUGAGGGUCCUUCUCAUGGAAUAUGUUGGAGCGCCCUGCAUGAGACUCGAGCUCAUGGGCUGUUCUCGUCAGGACUGCCUUGAUGUCAACGAAUGCGUCAACAAAAAUGGCGGAUGCGACCAACGGUGCAUCAACAGCCCUGGCAGUUUCAACUGUCUCUGCAACGUUGGCUAUGACCUGUACACAUCCAACGGAACCAACGGGUUUCCCGUUGCAGCGGGUGAAACGGGCACAAGAGAUGGCGAUGCUUAUCGAGUAAACAAGACCUGUGUCCCUAAGAUGUGCCCGACACUCGAGAGUCCCCAAGAUGGCGUGCUGCUCUCAACCAAGGAGCUAUACCACUAUGGUGAUGUGGUCCACUUCCGAUGCAACUUUGGUUACGUCAUGAUUGGGAGCGAGACCCUCAGCUGCACCACAGGGGGAAGCUGGAACGGCACAGCUCCCACAUGUAAAGUUGCUACCUGUUCGGUGAUGGAGGAUGAUCUGACACAAGGACUGGCUGUCAGAUCCAACGUGGGAAAUGAACUGGUGUCGUUCCAGGAAAAUGUCACCGUAUCAUGUACCGAAGUGGGACGUCCCCUUAGACAGACCGCCACCGCUUCGUUCCGUCAGUGCGUGUACAGCCCCACUGAGGGACGUUCUGACUACUGGCUUGCUGGGGAACAUCCAUCGUGCCAAAGAACUGACUGUGGGCCACCACCAGACACAAUAGGAGCCACGUAUGGAUUCCAUGUUGACACGAAGUAUAGGGCCAGCUUCUUUUUUGGCUGUGAGGACACCUUUACGUUGGUUGGAAAAACGAGGCUGAACGACAAUGUCAUUCGAUGCCAGGAGGAUGGAACGUGGGACUUUGGAGACCUGAGAUGCGAAGGUCCCGUCUGUGAAGACCCUGGAAGGCCCCCGGACGGCUACCAGGUGGCCACGAGCUUCGAGCAAGGAUCGGAGGUGUUCUUCUCGUGCGAUAAGCCCGGUUACGUCCCUUACAGCACCGAUCCGAUCACGUGUGUCAAGAACGCCGACUGCAAGGUCGUCAGGCCUCUGGGUCUCACAUCUGGUGCCAUUCCCGACAGUGCCAUUAAUGCUACUUCGCACCGAAGCAACUACGAGCCAAAGAACAUUCGCCUGAACAGUGCCACAGGAUGGUGUGGACAGCAGGAGGCAUUUACAUACGUCACCGUCGACCUGAGAAAAGUGUACCACGUCAAGGCACUCCUCGUCAAGGGUGUUGUCACAAAUGACGUUGUGGGACGCCCCACGGAACUGCGCUUCUUCUACAAGACACGGGAGAAUGAGAAUUUUGUGGUCUACUUCCCCAACUUCAACCUGACAAGUCGAGAGUCUGGUAACUACGGAGAGUUGACGGUGAUACAGCUGCCGUUGAGUGUUCGUGCACGCUACAUCAUUCUGGGCAUUGUGUCCUACACUAAAAACCCGUGCCUUAAGUUUGAACUGAUGGGCUGUGAGGACAGCGAGGAGGAAGUCCUUCUGGGAUACGACAACGGAUAUCCAGUCUGUGUUGACAAGGAACCACCAACUUUCCUCAAUUGCCCCACGCAACCCAUUGUUGUCGACAGAGCACCUUCGUUCCCUGUUAACUUCACCGUCCCCAAGGCAGUCGAUAACUCUGGGCGAAUCGCGCGCUUCGAGGUGCGACCCCUGGGAUUCCGGCCACCUGCAGUUAUCUUUGAAGACACCGUCGUCGAAUAUGUGGCGUACGACUUCGACGGUAACGUCGCGGUCUGCACGGUUAACAUCACGGUACCAGACUACACACCGCCAUCGCUGACGUGUCCGCAGUCGUACGUCGUAGAGCUGACUGAGAGACAGGAGAGCUACCUGGUCAACUUUAACGAGACGCGUCGCUUCAUUAACGCCACGGACAAAUCGGGAGACGUGGCCAUCACCCUGACCCCCGAGAGUGCCAUCAUACCGACGGGCGGCUACCGCAACGUCACUGUUACCGGGACGGACAGAUUUGGCAACCAGGCCUUCUGCUAUUUUCAGGUGUCAGUGCAGGCGACGACAUGCGUGGCCUGGUCCUUGGCUCCCCCAGCCAACGGGGUAGUCAACUGUCUUCCCAACGAGGAGAACACGGGAUUCCGGUGCCUGGCCACAUGCAAUACGGGUUUCAAAUUUACUGAUGGCACACAGGCAAAGACUUAUGAAUGUGCCAAUAAAGAGCCCUGGAGUCCCAGCUCCAUAAUCCCAGAUUGUGUACCUGAAGAUACCAACCAAGCCGCUUACGAUGUUGUUGCGUCCGUGGACUAUCGUGCGGGCGGAGCCCUUUCUCCGGUGUGCCUCAACCACUAUCUCAACCACGUCGCGACGUAUUACGGUUCGCUCAAUCAAGUGCUCUCCGACCGCUGUUCAGCGAUCAACGUCCAGAUGGACAUCUCCUUCCACAACACCAGCGUCCGAUCCCGAAGCGAGAACGAAAUUACGAUGGAUUACACGUUACGCGUUGUGCCGGUCGUGAGACAGAGGCUGCUGUAUGACCUGUGCGGAUCGACGCUGGGCCUCAUCUUUGACCUGAGUGUGCCCAGCACCUCCGCUGUGAUUGAGCCCAUCCUCAACAUCAGUGCGCAGAAAGUGGGAGGCCAGUGCCCCACCAUCCAGGCAACACGAUCUACCGUCGACCGUGGUUUCAACUGUGAGCAGGGAGAAGUUCUCAACCAGGAUGGCAACGGGAAAGUGCCUCGCUGUCUUCACUGCCCCGCUGGAACCUUUGCAUCGAAGGACGAAAAAUGCACCUUCUGCAACCGAGGAUUCUACCAGGAUCUGACAAGACAAUCAUCCUGCAAACGCUGCCCAGAAGGGACUUACACUAGGCAGGAAGGCAGCAAGAGCUUGACAGAGUGCAUUCCCCUGUGCGGAUUUGGCACUUACUCCCCUACUGGAGUGGUUCCGUGUCUGCAGUGCCCCAGCAACACUUUUGCUGGCAACCCGCCUGUUGACGGGUUCAAGGAGUGCCAGCGUUGUCCGGCAAACACUUUCACCUACACCCCAGGGGCUGAUUCCAUUAACUCGUGCAAGCCACGGUGUCCCCCAGGAACUUACUCGGAGACUGGACUGGAACCCUGUGCGCCGUGCCCAGUUAACUUCUACCAGCCCCAGGAUGGACAGACAGGGUGCUUGCAGUGCGCCCCAAAUCAAAGAACCUCCAGGCCAGGAGCACUCAGUCCUGAAGCCUGCUCUCCAGUUCAGUGCAACCCCAGCAUUUGCAAGAACGGAGGCCUCUGCGUUGCGCAGAACCACGAAGCCGUGUGCUAUUGUCCAGCUGGAUUCACCGGAGAUUUCUGCGAGACAGACAUGAACGAGUGCGAAAGUGCACCGUGCUACAACGGUGGAACUUGCGUUGACCACCCACAAAGCUACACUUGCAAGUGUCCAAAAGGCUACAGCGGCCUGCAGUGUCAGCACGAGAAGAGCGACUGCCUCAACAACACCUGUCCCGAGAGAGCGAUGUGUCAGGACGCGCGGGGCGUGGGCAACGUCAACUGCCUUUGCCGUUCGGGAUACGAAGGCCCCAGCUGCAACAUCACGGUCAACCCCUGUUCCGUAGGGGAGAAUCCCUGCAACAACGGCGGCCUGUGCGUGCCCCUGCUUCAGGGACGUUACAAGUGCCAGUGUCCACAUGGAUGGGAUGGGCCGACUUGCCAGAUCAACAUUGACGACUGCGCCGAAAACCCUUGUCUCCUGGGUGCCAAGUGCACCGACCUCGUCAACGACUUCAGCUGCGACUGUCCUUCGGGAUUUACUGGCAAGAGGUGUCACCUGAAAGUGGAUCUGUGCGGCAGCAACCCCUGUGUGCACGGCCUGUGCGUCGACCGUCUCUUCUAUAGUGAAUGCAUCUGCGAACCAGGCUGGGAGGGUUCCACUUGCAACAUCAACGUGGAUAGCUGUGCCAGCUCUCCCUGUGUGAAUGGUGGUGUGUGCAUCGAUACGGUGGAAGGCUUCCGGUGUCAGUGCGACACUGGAUACACCGGCUCGCGUUGCCAGCACACCAUCGACGACUGUGAGAGCUCGCCGUGCCAGAACGGCGGCACGUGCUUCGACCAGAUAGAAGGAUUUGUGUGUCAGUGCCGACCAGGGUAUGUUGGGUUGCAGUGUGAGGCAGAGGUGGAUGAGUGCAUCAGCAGCCCCUGUUAUCCGACGGGCACUGAAAGGUGUCUCGACCGGGACAAUUCCUACGAGUGCAUCUGCAAUCCCGGCUACACUGGAGAGCACUGCCAGGUUAAUAUCAACGAGUGCGAUUCAAGUCCCUGCCUGAACGACGGCAAGUGCACAGAUUCAGUCAACGGCUUCAAGUGCUACUGUCAGCCAGGUUGGACGGGAGACCGCUGCGAGGUUGACAUCGGAGGCUGCCACUCCGACCCUUGCCUCAAUGACGCACGCUGCAUCGACCUAUUCGAAGACUACUUCUGCGUGUGCCCUUCUGGUACGGACGGAAAACGUUGCCAGACGUCGCCGGAACGUUGCAUUGGCAACCCCUGCCUCAAUGGCGGAACCUGCAGAGACUUCGGCAGUGGCCUCAACUGUUCCUGCCAGGCAGGUCUGGCUGGACAGGGAUGCCAGUACGAACAGACAGCAUGUUCGGACAUCUGCCUCAAUGGUGCCACCUGUCACAAUGUGGGCGGUGUCACUCGCUGCAUAUGUCCCUCGGGCUUCACGGGGCAGCACUGCGAGUCUGACGUCCAGGACUGUACCCAGUCGUCGUGCCCACCAAGUGCCACUUGUGUAGACCUCACCAAUGGCUUCUACUGCAAAUGUCCCUUCAACUUGACAGGAGAGGACUGCCGCAAACCCAUCAAUCUUGACUACGAGCUGUACAUCAACGACGAGAGUCGCUCUUCAAGUGCCUCCCUGGCGACGUCCUUUGAGCUGGGCUCGACGAGCCUCACUGCUGCCAUGUGGAUUCAGUUCAACAGCCCUUCUGCCAUUGGCACUUUCUUCACCCUCUACAGUGUCGAGUCACCUUACCUUCCCGUGGGAAAACGGAAACUGAUCCACGCCGAUGACACGGGGGUCAUGGUGUCCCUGUUCCCCGAACUGACGUCCGAUAUCUACAUCCCUUACUUAGACAACGUCCCCAUCAAUGACGGACAGUGGCACCACCUGGUGAUCAUUUGGGACGGCAGACACGGCACCCUAACCCUCAUUACAGACACUGCAGUGGCCGGGAUGGUGACUGGAUACGUUCGAGAUCAGGAGCUGCCAGCUUUUGGUUGGGUGAGCCUUGGAGCACCUCUCAACGAGGAGGACAAGGCAACAGCCAAUGGAGGUUUCCAUGGCCGCAUCAGCAGAGUCAACGUGUGGAACCGGCCCCUGGAUUUCACUUCGGAGAUCCCCCACCAAUUCCGCAGUUGCAAGAAUGCCCCAGUUUUAUUUGACGGAUUACUGCUUCGCUGGACAGGUUAUGACAGGGUGGACGGCACUGUGGAACGCCAGGGACCAGGGAAGUGCGGAGAGCGUGUCUGCGGUGUUGGAUUCACGGGAGACGAAUGUCGCGUCCGGCAUCAGGAUAAAACUCCCCCGAAGACUGUGUACUGCCCCCCAGACAUGUGGGUGGUCACACCGAACAGCUCCGUCGUUCUGCAGUGGGAAGAGCCGCAUUUCUCUGACGACUAUGGAUCCCUGAGGGUGCACGAACGCAAUGGCAUUCGUACAGGUCAGGCAUUCAUGAAGGGCACCUACGACCUGUCCUACGUCGCUCUGGAUGAAGCCGGAAAUACAGCUCAAUGUGACUUCAGAAUACACAUCUUGAACGAGUUCUGUCCCCUGCCGGCCCCUCCCAUUGGUGGACAACGUCACUGCUCUGACUGGGGCCCAGGCAGUCGCUUCAAAAUGUGCACCAUUAGCUGCGAGGAAGGCCACGAAUUCUCCACUCCCAUCCCAAAGUUUUACGUGUGUGGAGCGGAAGGCUUCUGGCGUCCCAGCGAACGGCCAGGAGAGGCUCUCAUCUUCCCCGCUUGUUCACCCAAGAGGCCAGCACAACGCAUCUUCCGCCUGUCCAUGAACUUCCCGUCUUCCGUCGUCUGCUCGGACUCCGGAAAAAAGAUCCUGCACUCUCGCAUCAUGGAGAGCCUUCUGCAGGUGAACCGCAACUGGCGCAUCUGCGUCGACCAGUCUCCCGGCGCGUGCAACGGCAUUCAAGUCCAGGUGUCCUGCAACAAACGUCCACGCCUGGUGCGUCGACAGCUGGACGACUCGGACGUGUACACUGUCCAAGUGUCCUUCCCUGCUCAGAACGAUCCUGUCGCCAACGUCCACACGCAGGAAAAGUCGACGGUGAAGAAAAUCGUGGAGAUGGCGGUGCUGCAACAGUCGGCAUUCGACGUACGCGACACACUGCCCAACGUGAGCCCAGACUUGACCUCGCUCGACAUGGUGACAGAUUAUGCGUGCCCCUCCGGUGAGGUGGUCGUGCCACCCUUCUGCGUGAAAUGCGCGUUAGGCACCACAUACAACAACGUGACACGUAGCUGUCAGCCGUGCCCAGUGGGCUUCUACCAGAAUGACGUGGGCCAGUUAGCUUGCAAGCCGUGCCCAUCCAUUGCGGGCAAGCAAGGCGUCACCUCGGCAGCCGGAGCACGCUCUGCUGCACAAUGCAAGGAGCGCUGCUCCGCUGGAAAGUAUUUCGACGAGUCCUUGGGUCUGUGCCGAUCCUGCGGCUACGGCAUGUACCAGCCGCAGGAGGGAGCCUUCUCCUGCCUGUCCUGCGGUUCAGGCUUCACCACGCGCACGAACGAGGCUGUCUCCGUGCAGGAGUGUCGAGAGGAGUGCGCCGCUGGGCUACAGCUGUCCCUCAACGGCCAGUGUGACCCGUGCCCCAGAGGACUCUACAGGAUGCGGGGCAUGGCCGCCUGCAACCAGUGCCCCUCUGGAAGCACAACUGCGAACUUUGGAUCCACCAGCAUCGAGCAGUGCACCCUUGAGGUGUGCCGCGUUGGACAUUACCUCAACGGCACAAGAGACGCGUGCGAGCCCUGCCCAAGGGGUACAUACCAGGACGAAGAGCAACGCGAUGCCCAGUGCAAGGCCUGCCCGUCGGACACCACUACUGAGAAAGAGGGAGCAACGAGUCGCUCCCAGUGCUCGGACCCCUGCGUGGUCAACGGGGAACGUCGCGUCUGCCAGGAGCAUGCAUUCUGUGUCUUCUUGGAAGAACGACAGGAUUUUGCCUGCCAGUGCAUGCCCCGCUUCAAGCUCAACAAUGACACGGACGAAUGUAUCAACGUGUGCGAGGACUACUGCGAGAACGGAGGCAAGUGCGAGAUUGCGCAGGACACGAGCCUGCCCAGGUGCGCUUGCCAGGGUAAUUUCUACGGUGAACGGUGCGAGAACAAGUCCGACUUUGUCUACAUCGUGGGCGGCAUUGCGGGAGCGGUCAUCUUCAUCAUACUCAUCGUUCUUCUCAUCUGGAUGAUCUGCGUCAGAACUUCGUGGAAGAACAAGCCAAAGAAGCUGCCUCAGCCGCCCCCAGCAAUCGAGGGGUCACAGUCAAACUUUUACUACGGUGCCCCCUACGCCGAAAGCAUAGCUCCUUCUCACCACAGCACUUACGCCCACUACUACGAUGAUGAUGAUGACGGGUGGGAGAUGCCAAACUUCUACAACGAGACCUACAUGAAAGACGGACUUCAUAAUGCUAAAAGUGGAGGAACUCUGGGACACAGCAAUGCAAGCAUUUAUGGAACGAAAGAAGACCUGUAUGACAGGUUACGUCGCCAUCAGUAUCAGGGAAACAAAAAAGAUACCAGUGACAGUGAAGACCAAGGCCAAUAGAAGCUCAAAGUUAACUUACUCAUAUUGUGGAAAGAGGUGUACAUAACCAGUGCCAAUGCUCUUGGUUUCUGUAUAUACUGUGAUAAAGGUUCUGCACAAAUGCUAGCCAUACGAGUAUAACGUCUGUUCUAACGAACCUGUGAAAAGAAAGCAUUUCGGCCACAAAAUAUGUAGUUGUUGAUGCAACGCAGAAGAAUAAUACCAGCCCCUUGUUUUCAUUAUAUUGUACAGUAUGUCAGAUGCUAUUUAAUGGUUUCCAUUUGAAUAAAAUAAUUGUUCCCAA
Messenger RNA from Ornithodoros turicata, 11217 nucleotides. RefSeq lists its product as uncharacterized. Gene Ontology annotation, molecular function: calcium ion binding; Notch binding. The transcript has 55 exons. Gene Ontology annotation, biological process: Notch signaling pathway. Lineage: Eukaryota; Metazoa; Arthropoda; Arachnida; Ixodida; Argasidae. Bases 294 to 10934 code for a protein of 3546 amino acids. The record is from RefSeq and is a predicted model, not a curated record.